Messenger RNA from Cotesia congregata, 1026 nucleotides. The record is from the annotation of a GenBank genome assembly. Lineage: Eukaryota; Metazoa; Arthropoda; Insecta; Hymenoptera; Braconidae.
AUGGAUGAAAAUUAUCCAUUUGAAAAAGUUAUUAUUAAAGUUGAAAUAGAUGAAGAGGAAUUUCAAGAGGAUCAAUCAAUUUUUAAUUAUGAAGAUUAUAAUUUCGGUGAAGAUUAUCCUAUAGAUAUUGAGGAUAUUAAGAUAGAAGUACCCGACAGCCAUCAAGACUCGCUAGCCGAGCUGCCGAUUGAUAUCGAGGAAAUAAAAAUAGAGAUGCCAGAUUUUUCACCAAUUUCCAAAAAAAAGCCUCGCAAGCGUAAAGCAAAAGUCGAGUUGAAGCCUAAAAUACGUCAAAAAGUUUCCCGAAGAAAGCCGAAGGCCGAGAACGAGCGACCUUACGCUUGUUCCUCUUGUUCCAGCUCGUUCCGUGAAAAGGGGAGCCUGAACCGGCACAUUAAGAUUCACGAAGCUAAAACAUUUAUCUGCGACAUAUGUGCCGCGAAAUUCGUGCAGAAGGGCCAGCUAAAGGUCCACAUGCGGAUCCACACGGGCGAGAAGCCGUACGGCUGCACAGUUUGUCCGGAGAAGUUCCGCAGCAAGAUGACCUUGAACCAGCACAUGAGAAUCCACACUGGAGAGAAGCCCUUUCAGUGCGACGUUUGUUCCAGGCGGUUCCGGCAAAAGGUCCAGAUGACAGUCCACAUGCGGAUCCACACCGGGGAAAAGCCCUACACUUGCAGUGUCUGUUCCGCCAAGUUCCGGGAACGGGGCACUUUGUCCAAGCACAUGCUUGUUCACACCGGGGAAAAACCGUACACUUGUCAGUUGUGUCUGAUGAAGUUCCGGACGAAGGCUCACUUAAAGACGCACAUUUUUUCCCACACUGGAGAAAAGCCGUACGGCUGCAAUAUCUGCUCAUCUAAAUUCAGAAGAAAGUGCUCGCUUGUUCAACACCUGAGGACCCACGAAGGAGAAAAGCUUUACACUUGUUCUGUCUGUUUGACUGUUUUUUCUAAAAUAGCUACUUUUACUAAACACAUGCUCUUCUUUCACACUGUCGAUGAACUUUUGAUGUUUGAGAUGUAA